AUUUAUUUAUACACACUACGAAUUAGAAUUAUUUUUAAGAUCAAAUAUUUGGUGAGCCGUUACAAAAACAGUAAUGUCUAAGGUUAUAGAAAUAUCGGAUGAUGAUGAUAGUUUUUAUCAGGAAACUAUUCCCAGCGAGGAAAGUGUGGUAACCAGUGAUGAAGAUGGUUCUGACGAGCUUCCGAAGGUUUCAAUGAAGACCAGUCGACAGGCUGUAAUCACUAAUUUGUUUCCAAAUGCAAAACCAAAACCAAAAGUUUUUACUGCUACUCCUAAAGAGGAUACUUCUGUGGUAGUAAAUGAGCCGCAAAAACCUGUAUUCAAGAGGAUGAUUGGAGGAAUAGAAGUGAAGUUGCCUGUAGAUCCUUAUGGAAGUCAAGUAGCGUUGAUGUCCCAGGUGAUUACAGCAAUCAAGAAAGGUCAGAAUUGUUUACUGGAGUCUCCAACAGGCUCUGGAAAAACACUUGCUCUGCUCUGCGCUGCAUUGGCUUGGCAGAAACAUGAAAGGGAUGUGAUGUUCAAGGAGAAUACAAAAGAUUUGUUCCUGCAUCCGGACAACGAAAUUGCAGGAGCUGAGUUGUUGGCGACGCCCAAGAAGACCAUUGAAUCACCAGAAAAGUUCUUCUCAAAACCAGUUUAUGGCCAGAAAAAUAUUUACGAUACCGUGGAAGACGAUCGGAGUGGCGGGUCAGGGAUACGACAAAAACAUAUUAAAGAGAGCCCUGAAGGUGAAAGCAAUCUCGUGACUAUCCACAAGAAGCGGAAACUGAACGAUAGCGAGAUCACAGAAGAUGGCACUCCGCCGCAGUCGCCAGACAAAAUGAUGGACACCGCAGAAACUCCGGAAAAAGUUAGGAAGCUCUACGCACUAGUGGAGAACCUGCGUGUGCGAGCUGACCUGGUUGAUUGCAGCCUCCCCACCAUCUACUAUGGAGCCAGGACCCACAAACAGCUGCAGCAGGUCAUAAAGGAGUACGGAAGAACGGGCUACUGUGUGGAGGCCAGAAUGUCUGUGCUGUCCAGCCGAGAUAAUAGCUGUAUAAGAGAGUAUGAUAGGAGCCAGUGGAGCUCCAAGAAUGAUAUGUGCAGAGCUUGUAUUAAGAAAAUCGAACAAAGCAAAGGCGGUGACGGACAGACGACCAACUGUAAAUACUUCGACAACCGCAAGUGUUUGAGUUUCGAGUGUCUUCCGGAUGCCUUCGACCUGCGAGACCUGGUUACGGUUGGAGAGGAGAUGCAGGCCUGCCCGUACUUCGCCGCCAGAGACAUGGCCGGGAAGGCCAAUAUAGUGUUCUGCCCGUACAACUACUUGAUAGACCCGGCUAUUAGGAGGAAUUUGCAAAUCACUCUGCCGGGCAACAUAUUGGUUGUGGACGAGGCGCACAACAUCGAAGACAUCUGCCGCGACGCCGCCAGCUUCACCAUCACCAGGGACCAGAUACAAGCGGCUAUGAAGGAGCUAGAGAUCGCGGCGGGCUACCGGUACUCCAACCAGUACGGAACUAACUUCGCGGACAGUCUACUGAAGGUGCUGAGCAACUGGGAUCAAUGGUUCGUGAACCAAACGCCCCUGAUAAAGCAGUGCGUGGUGAGCAACGGCGAGGCGAGCUACGUGUGGGACCAGCAACACUUCUUGCAGACGCUGCACAACCACAACAUCGGCCAGCAGCAGUACCCGCAAUUCCAACACGAUGCGGAGAUUUUCAUCAAGGUCCUGCGCGAGGACCCGCAGCAGAUGGUGGGCGUGACGCAGGCCACCGGCACCCUCGUCGAGUCCAUCAGCACCGUGCUCGGCUACCUAUUCCGCGAUUCCGGUGCGUUCGCUGACAACUUCAAGCCGGUGCUGCAGCGUGAAGUUGCCACGAGAGGUGGAAAUACGUCGUGGCGAUCUGCGUCAUUUGACAAGUCGAUAGAGCGAGACAGCCUGUCACUCCGUCUCAUCUGUCUGAACCCGGCCGUGGUGUUCGAGCCACUGAGUGCGGCGCGCUGCAUCAUACUCGCAUCGGGUACGCUAACGCCGCUCAUCAGUCUACACUCGGAGUUGGGGACGAAAUUCCCGCAGCAGAUCAGCCGUAACCACGUUAUACCUAAGGAGAGAGUGUGGAUAGGCACCCUAAGUACGGGCGCAGACGGCGGUUCGCUGCGGUGCGCGAGCGGCGACACAGCGCGCCCGAGCGUGCAGGACGCACUAGGCGACGCCAUACUGCGUGUAUGCGCGCUCACGCCGCACGGCGUGCUGUGCUUCCUACCGUCGUAUCGCCUCAUGAAUAUACUUAUGAAAAGAUGGCAGGAUACCGGGGUAUGGCAACAGUUAGAAGAGUUGAAGCACGUUUUCAUGGAGAAUAAAAACGCAAAGGAUCAUGAUGAUAUAAUGGAGGACUAUUACAAGUACGUGGAGGGCACUAAGGGCGCGGUGCUGUUCGCGGUGUAUCGCGGGAAGGUAUCCGAGGGCAUGGACUUCAAGGACAAUCAGGCGCGCGCCGUCGUCGCUGUGGGUAUACCUUACCCCAACGUGUUCGACAUAGCGGUAAAACAGAAGAUGCUGUUCAACGACCGACACGCCAAAGAGCGGAGUUUGCUCACCGGCAGCGAGUGGCUGAGAGUCCAGGCCUACAGAGCUCUGAACCAAGCUGUCGGUCGGUGCGUGCGUCACCGCGGCGACUGGGGCGCCGUGCUACUGGUGGACGCGCGGUACAGGGAGCCCUACAACACGCACCACCUGUCCGGCUGGGCCAAAAACAUGCUUGGCAACAACCAUCAUACUCACGCGAGUCUGGCCGACGGCCCCAACAGCCUAGAAGCCUUCAUGAAGAGAAUGUCUUUGGAGCAGAAAGAGAACCGGAAAACGUAACGCACUUGCGCGCCUCCUAGCAUAGCAGAUGCUGUAUGAUGUUGGCCACUCAAGAUUAUGUGAUAUUUUAUUGCCUUAUAUUUUAUUUUGACUUAAAUCAUUUAAGUAUUCAAUUCAAUUCAAUAUUUUUAUUUGCACAAAACAUGUUAAAAAGAUGUAGCAAGUUUAUGAACAUGUUAUAAUAUAUAAUCAUGUAAGUAUGUGUAAAGUCGGGCAAAAAUAAGACCGACUAAAU
Aricia agestis (brown argus) is the source of this 3086-nucleotide messenger RNA. Its product is annotated as Fanconi anemia group J protein homolog. NCBI's taxonomy places the organism in Eukaryota, Metazoa, Arthropoda, Insecta, Lepidoptera, Lycaenidae. Gene Ontology annotation, molecular function: DNA binding; DNA helicase activity; ATP binding. Bases 74 to 2851 code for a protein of 925 amino acids. Gene Ontology annotation, cellular component: nucleus. The record is from RefSeq and is a predicted model, not a curated record. Gene Ontology annotation, biological process: nucleotide-excision repair; double-strand break repair involved in meiotic recombination. The transcript is spliced from 19 exons.